Molecule: messenger RNA, 1978 nt
Organism: Panthera uncia (snow leopard)
Lineage: Eukaryota; Metazoa; Chordata; Mammalia; Carnivora; Felidae
Product: tripartite motif-containing protein 10-like
Exons: 7
Coding region: 286-1731 (481 amino acids)
Molecular function (GO): protein binding; zinc ion binding
Source: RefSeq, a predicted model, not a curated record
GGACACCAGCCCAGAGAGUAACUGGGGUCACCUCUGGAGCUGCGGGCUCUUCGUCCCCCCUCUCCUCUGCUGCUUGUCCAUCUGUCUUGGACCGUCGCAUCUGUGGCUUUGGGACAGGGACAGAAGACCCCGGGCGUGUAGGCGGAUGCCUUGCCUCUGGGCACGUGUGUGUGCAGGUGACCAUGAGGGUGCCCGUGCGUGUGUGAGAUGUGCCCGUGUGUCCUGACCGCUUCCCCAGCCAAGCAGAGAGGGCGACCUUGAGGAGCGAGUGGGCACAGCAGCACCAUGGCCUCGGCCGCCUCUGUGAGCAGUCUGGUGGAUGAGGUCAGCUGCCCCAUCUGCCAAGGCACCCUCAGGGAGCCGGUCACCAUCGACUGCGGCCACAACUUCUGCCGCAGCUGCCUGACCCGCUACUGUGAGGUCCCGGGCCCGGAGCCAGAGGAGUCCCUCGCCUGCCCGCUCUGCAAGCAGCCCUUCCGCCCGGCGGGCUUGCGGCCCAACUGGCAGCUGGCCAGCGUGGUGGACAACAUCGAGCGCCUCAGGCUGGCGCCCACGCCGGGCCUGGACGAGGAGGACGUGUGCAAGGAGCACGGGGAGAAGAUCUACUUCUUCUGCGAGGAUGAUGAGACACAGCUGUGCGUGCUGUGCCGCGAGGCGUGGGCACACCGGGCCCACACCGUGCGCUUCCUGGAGGACGCAGCCGGGCCCUACCGGGAGCAGAUACAGAAGUGUCUUGAGUGUCUAAGAAAAGAGAGAGAAGAGAUUCAAAGAAUCCAGGCAAGAGAAAACCAGAGGACCCAAGUCCUGCUGUCGCAGGUGGCCACCAAGAGGCAGAAAGUGAUUUUCGAGUUUGCGUAUCUGAGCCAGUUCCUGGAGGAACAGCAAAGCGUCCUCCUGGCCCAGCUGGAGGCGCUGGAUGCGGACAUCUUGAGGCAACGGGAGGAGUUCGACGUGCUGGUCAGUGAGGAGAUGUGCCGCUUUGGCAGCCUGAUCUCAGAACUGGAGGAGAAGAAUGAGAGGCCAGCGCGAGGGCUCCUGACGGACAUCAGAAGUACUCUGCUCAGAUGUGAGACCAGGAAGUGCCGGAGACCAGAGGCUGUGUCCCCCGAGCUGGGCCAGAGGAUUCGGGACUUCCCGCAGCAGGCCGUCCCACUGCAGAGGGAGGUGAAGCUGUUUCUGGAGAAACUCUGCUUCGAGUUGGACUAUGAGCCAGCGUGCCUCUCUCUGGACCCCCAGACCUCGCACCCGAAGCUCCUGCUGUCUGAGGACCACCAGCGGGCUCAGUUCUCCUACAAAUGGCAGAGCUCGCCGGACAACCCGGAGCGUUUCGACCGGGCCACCUGCGUCCUGGCCCGCGGUGGCUUCACGGGGGGGCGGCACACGUGGCUGGUAAAGCUGGACCUGGCCCACGGGGGCAGCUGCACGGUGGGUGUGGCCCGUGAGGAUGUGCGGCGGAAGGGGGAGCUGAGGCAGCGGCCCGAGGAGGGCGUGUGGGCCGUGAGGCUGGCCUGGGGCUUCGUCUCUGCUCUGGGCUCCUUCCCCACGCGGCUGGCCCUGGAGGAGCAGCCCCGGCAGGUGCGGGUGUCCCUGGACUACGAGGUGGGCUGGGUGACUUUCGCCAACGCUGUCAGCCAGCAGCCCAUCUACACCUUCACUGCCUCCUUCACCCAGAAGGUCCUCCCCUUCUUCGGGCUCUGGGGCCGAGGCUCCAGCUUCUCCCUGAGUUCCUGAGAGGGCACGGCCGCCCUCCUCCAAGUCCAGGCUCACCAGGGGGAACAGAAAUGUGUCGGCUGAGGACUUUGCAAGGACCAGGGGAGUGCCCUGCAGUCUGCUGACCCACCUCUCUGUGGGACCCCCAGCAGAGGCCAGUGCAUGCGGGGGGGCGGACCCUGGCGAGUCCCAGGUCUGGAGCUCUACCCCAGCCUGAGACCAACCGGCUGUGUGAUCGCAGGCAGGGCACAGGCCUACGUCACGUCUU